UACCUGAAAAAAUUACUCGAACGUUCAAGUCAAAAUAUUGUGGGAAUCUGGUUAAAAAUGGCUGCUGUUGAGCUUGAUCCUGUGUUCGUAAAGGCACUAAAACUGUUACACUCUAAGAGCCGAGACUCAACUGAUCAACUAUGUCAAUUACUUGAUGAUGCCAUAGCUCAAAGGAAAGGCCAAAAGUCAGCAUCAGUUACUUCAGAUUCCAAGACUUCAAAUAAAUCAUCGCAGAAACAUCAAGAAGAAGAGAAGCUGAAGAAGAGAGAGUCUGAGAAAAGAUCGCUGGACAAGCUUAAGAAGGAAUUGUCAGAAUUAUCAGAGGAGGUACCUGUGAAAAAAGCUCGUCUUGACUCGCCUCAAACCGUCAUCAAGGUGAAGGAGGAGGACACAUCUCAGGAAAUAAAAAAAGAGGAGAAGUCUUCUAAAGAACGUGACAAAGAGAGAAGAAAAGAAAAUGAGAAAAAAGUGAAGGUAGAGAAAGAAGAGAAAGAACGACAGGAAAAAUCAGAUGACAGUGAGGAUGAAGAGAAGAGUAUUGAUGCAGAUGAUUUUGCAUUUGACCUAGGCAUUGCCUGUGUUGUCUGCAAAGGUUUUGAUGUGACAUCUGGAAAUCAGCUGGUGGAAUGUCAGGAAUGCCAUAACCUAUACCAUCAGGAAUGCCACAAACCACCUGUGACUGAGCAGGAUGUGAAUGACCCUAGAUUUGUGUGGUACUGUAGCAGAUGUACCAAGACCAUGAAAAAAAUGGCAUCUGCCUCCAAGUCAGUGAAGAGUAAAUCAUCAUCUUCCUCCUCCUCGUCCACCUCCUCUACGUUGUCCUCCUCCAAGGAAACAUCUAGUCUCACCACCUCCAGUAGUAGUAGCAGUUCCAACAGCAAGAACAUUAAGUCUGACCCGUCAACACUAUUCAGCUUCCGAAGGGUUGAGUCCAAGUCAUCCAGUUCCAAAGACCAAAGUGGCAGCUCCGGGAAUCGCCCCCUCAGUGGUCUGGCAAGUCUUGCAGCCAACCUCUCAGGGAAAGGUGAUCAAAUUAAGUCCAGUAGCAGUGGCAGUAGCAGUAGAUCAGAGUCUUCUAAAUCUUCAGUGAAAUCAGAGUCAUUUAAAAGUAGUUCUAAACAUGACCACCAAGAGAAAACUUCGAGCAAGAGCAAGUCAUCCGAGUCUGCUGCAAAGCCUGGUGGAAUUAAACUUGGUGUAGACAUAUUUAAAAACUUACCAACAAAGGCUGAGCCUGUUAAAUCCAGUUCUAAGUCUAGUUCCUCAAGUAGUGGUACAAGUAGUAGUAGUAGCAGCAGCAAGCAAAGCUCAGGAGGAUCAACAUCUGCUGUUAAUGCUGACAAGAGAUUACAGAUGAUGAAAAAGAAAGCCGCAGCUAAACUGCAAGAGAAACGCUCUUCUUUAAGAUAAGAUAUACACAUGAUAGGACUGUUACAGAGGAAUCAAAAAUAGAUAUGCGACCUUCACUUACACUUUACAUGAACAACAUCACUUUCUCUGCUAAAAUUCAUAGAGAUUUCCUGUCAAAAAUCUGGAUGUACGUCAAUAUCCUUUGUCCAUACUUGACUCGAAGUGAAGUCAUUGAGUUGAAUCACUGUCGGAGCUUCACAAGCUAUGUUGGUACAAGGAAAAUGCAGAUUUGAUGUUAUGUUAAAUGUAAUAAAGGACCACACACAUUU
Molecule: messenger RNA, 1679 nt
Organism: Ylistrum balloti
Lineage: Eukaryota; Metazoa; Mollusca; Bivalvia; Pectinida; Pectinidae
Product: integrator complex subunit 12-like
Exons: 8
Coding region: 58-1410 (450 amino acids)
Biological process (GO): snRNA 3'-end processing
Cellular component (GO): integrator complex
Source: RefSeq, a predicted model, not a curated record